This is a messenger RNA of Phragmites australis (common reed), 2546 nucleotides long. RefSeq lists its product as uncharacterized. NCBI's taxonomy places the organism in Eukaryota, Viridiplantae, Streptophyta, Magnoliopsida, Poales, Poaceae. The transcript is spliced from 17 exons. The coding region runs from base 316 to 2139 and encodes 607 amino acids. The record is from RefSeq and is a predicted model, not a curated record. Gene Ontology annotation, molecular function: GTP binding; GTPase activity.
UAAAGCGCUAAACAAUUGGCCGCUCAAAUACGGAAGCGGGGCUCGCCGCUCGCAUCACUCCUCCCCUCCCGACCUCGUCUCUCUCGUCGCGGCUCCAAUUCCCUCCCGUUCAUUCCCUCUCUCCGAAGCAACCCCUAACCCCAGAUCCCCGCGCCUCGCACCCGCUCGCCCGCGCGCCCUUCGUCCUUUUGCUGGAUCCCACGCCUCGCCGACAGGCCAUUGCCGCUCGCUUCGCCUCGCCGCAUUGGGGCGUCGCGCUCGCUCGCGGUGCGGAGAUCUGGGAGGGGGAGGAGGUGCUUGGCCGUGGGGGCGGGGAUGAGGCGGGGGCGCUGGGCCCCGGGGAUCUGCGCGGUGGCGCUGGUUCUGCUUGCGGCGGCCGUCGCCGGAGAUCCCGAUCCCGAGGAGCUCGAGCGCGCGUUUCCGAUAGUGGAGCCAGAUUAUGGCCACACUAAACUUCGUCUCUCAGAACAAGGUCUAGAAGCAAUUCGAAGGAUUGAAACUCCUAUCGCAGUUGUUGGUGUCAUUGGUCCCUAUCGCUCUGGAAAGUCUUUUCUCCUUAACCAGCUUCUCUCCUUAUCAUGUGAUAAAGGUUUUGGUGUUGGUCAUAUGCGAGAUACUAAAACCAAAGGUAUAUGGAUUUGGGGUACUCCUGUUGAGAUGGAUGUUGAUGGUUCCAAAGUUUCUGUCCUUUAUCUAGACACUGAAGGUUUUGAGAGUGUAGGGAAAUCAAAUGUGUAUGAUGAUAGGAUAUUUGCUUUGGCAACUGUCUUAAGUUCGGUGCUUAUCUACAACCUUCCUGAGACGGUGCGUGAAGCUGAUAUAUCUAGGCUUUCAUUUGCUGUUGAAAUUGCUGAAGAGUUCUAUGGAAGAGUGAAGGGGCAAGAUGUUGCUUUUGAGCCAGCAAAGCUUCUCUGGCUUAUCCAGAGAGAUUUCCUCCAAGGAAAAUCUGUUCAACAGAUGGUCAAUGAAGCCCUCCAACGGGUGCCUAAUGAUAAUGGGGACAAAUAUAUUGAUGAGGUCAAUCAAAUAAGAGAUUCUUUGGCAGUUAUGGGCACCAACAGCACUGCUUUUAGCUUGCCUCAGCCGCAUUUGCAAAGAACAAAGUUAUGUGACAUGGAGGACAAAGAGCUUGAACCCUUAUAUGUACAAAGGCGGGAGCAGUUAAAGCAGCUUGUUGGAUCCAUUGUAAAACCAAAAAUCGUGCAGGGGAGAACUCUAAAUGGAAAGGACUUUGUGUCUUUCCUGCAGCAGAUUCUUGAGGCUUUGAAUAAAGGUGAAAUUCCAUCAACAGGAUCUCUUGUCGAAAUUUUCAAUAAAGCCAUUCUUGAACGCUGUCUGAAGGUGUAUAAGGGGAAAAUGGAUGGCUUACGUCUACCAGUACCAGAAGGCAAACUGCAGCAAGUUCAUCAGAUAGCAAAUGAUCAAGCUAGAAUACUCUUUGAUAAACAGCACUUUGGUAAACAUCAUGCUGCUCAGUCAGUUCUCAAGCUUGAAGAUGAGAUAAAAAAGGUGUACAGAAACUUCCUUCUAGCUAACGAGUAUCAAUCAUCAAAGCUGUGUGAAACACGCUUUUCGGAUUGUGAAGAUAAAAUGGAUCAUCUUCAAGUCUUGAAGCUUCCAUCAAUGGCAAAAUUCAAUGCAGGCUUUGGUCACUGCAAUCGAAGUUUUGUAAGGGAUUGUGUGGGGCCUGCAAAAGAAAGCUACGAACGUAGAAUGUCAAAGAUGCUUGCCAAGUCCCGUGCUCUUUUUAUCAAGGAAUACAAUAACAAGCUCUUCAAUUGGUUGGUGACCUUCUCCUUAGUCAUGGUGGUUGUGGGGCGCUUUGUCAUUAAGUUCUUCUUGCUUGAAAUUGUUGCCUGGGUGAUGUUUAUCUUCCUGGAGACAUACACGAGGAUGUUCUGGUCAGCAGAGUCGCUGUACUACAAUCCAGCUUGGCACAUCAUCGUUUCUUCCUGGGAAACCAUUGUUUACAGUCCUAUUCUUGAUCUGGACAGAUGGGCUAUCCCCAUUGUCAUAUUGCUAUUGUUUGCGGUUCUUUACUUGCGAUGCUUCGGUGGUAGAAGGAAACGAGGCAACCGUUCGCUCCUGCCACUGUACAAGAGCUCUCACAAGAACUCGAGCCGCCCCAGAUCAGAUUAGUGAUACACGAUGCCUAUGAUUCUUUUGAAAGGAUGGUGUAGAAUGUCAAACUUGUAGAUGAAAAAGAGGGUAUUCAGCCCAUUGUGGAUCAUCCACAGGUGUCGUUGGAUGAGCUUCUUUUGACGGUGCCCUGCCAGUAUAUCUCCGAUUCUUUUUGAUCGAUGAAGAGAGAUAGUGAAAGCUGCUGGCGUUGGGCACUUUGCACAAGCCUCUGUUGUAAUUUGUAUACGGAGUAUUUAUUCAUCUUUUGUAGCUAGGCUGCUCUUACAAGUUACGACCACAUUUGUUGCAAUUUUACAAGAUUUUUCGUCAAACAAUCUGAUAAGCAAUACUACCUUGUACUUUGGUAAUGGUCACGAGUUCUAAAUGACACUGGAAAUGAGUGUUGUUUAUUUGGUGGUGCCUAA